Octopus sinensis (East Asian common octopus) is the source of this 5654-nucleotide messenger RNA. Its product is annotated as Bloom syndrome protein homolog. Lineage: Eukaryota; Metazoa; Mollusca; Cephalopoda; Octopoda; Octopodidae. Bases 147 to 4592 code for a protein of 1481 amino acids. Gene Ontology annotation, biological process: DNA replication; double-strand break repair via homologous recombination. Gene Ontology annotation, molecular function: 3'-5' DNA helicase activity; ATP binding; four-way junction helicase activity. The record is from RefSeq and is a predicted model, not a curated record. The transcript is spliced from 2 exons. Gene Ontology annotation, cellular component: cytoplasm; chromosome; nucleus.
CACAAGAAAGCGGGAACCGUGUCUCGGUGUUUCAUUCAUAAACAAAAUAUUUAUUUAGCGAUGUCGGAGGACAGGAGGCAGUUUGUAUCCGGCUGGAUUCGCUUUUUCUGAAAGCCUUUCCGUCUUUAAAAAGAAACAUAACGAAAAUGGACGAAAACAAUUCGAAAUACGUCCACAAAAGCGGUUUCAAGUUCAAACGGACUUCGAGCUUACAGAAACCAUCGUCCACACCCUCGAGUCUGCUAAACCUUCCUUCUCGCGACCCGUCUACCAAUGCUACAGACAUUACUACCCCUGCUUCUACCACCAAUACUGCGCCAAAUAACGCCGUAAGUAACCAAUUUCCCAAUUCUUUGGAUAGAUUUAAGGGGAGCAAUGUUUGCGAUAAAACCCAAAAUCCAUUCUCAGCUUCCAUCACAACAAAUGCUUCGAUUCGUUCAGCUUCUUCGAUUAUUAAUUUACUAUCGAAGCCCAAUCGCUCGUCAACAGCCCCAGCGACCACAAGCAGCAGUGUGGUCGAUAAAUCGAUGGCGAUUAAGAGACCUUUGUCUUUGGAGAGCAAAACAUCUUGCCCUUCGUUUUCUUCUGAUGUCGGUUCUUCCACCGUCACUUCUGCUGCUAAUGUUGGGUCGUCGUCCCUGUCGAAAGAACCGAAGCCUGUUCAAAAAACAAUGGGCAGUUUCUUGUCCAAUUUGCCUCUGACCAAACCGAAACCGAUUCAGGCCGUCCCCGCUCGACCGAUCUCUUCGUCGCAGGGCGCGCACCCGACUCCAUCAACCAAACGGAAGCUGGGUAGCGACGAGAACAGCAAAACCAACACGAAACCAAAAUCGACAUUGGGUUUUGGUCCUCGGAGCAGCCUGGUUCUUCCUGACCCUCACUAUGAUAAAAGUGAGGAUGAUGAUGAUUUUGACGAAAGUUUUUCAGUUUCGCCUGUUAUCAAUAGAAAGAAGGCACCCCUUCAUGUACCCUCGCUUCCACCGAACACUACUUCAAAACCGUCUUCCACCAUUUCAGCUCCUGCAAAACCUAACACUUUUAAAUUCUCGGCCUCAAAGAAACCUGAGACCCCAAAGACAAAAAGCAGCACCGGCAUCACUGUCCCUGACAGUGAUGCCGACGACGACGAAACUGGAACCGUUUGCAAUCCUAGGAAGCGGCGAAAGAACCGUGUUGUAUCGAGUGAUGAUGAUAAUGAGGUUGAUGGUGGCGGAGGAGACCCAAAAAUAUCUAGUUUUGAUUCCCCUGUGAAAACACCAUUGGCCUCUCGAAUGAAGAAAACCCCUCGUUCCUCUGCUGCCGGUGAACCAACUCCUUCCUCUUCACAGUCAUUGAACCUUAAACCCCAACUUGAUGACGUCACAACAAACCCGUUGAUGCAGAAGGAAUUGUUGACCAAAGAAGACGUCAACAAACUCAGGAUCCUAUUGUUCAUGACCAUGGACGAAGUUUGCGAUAUUAUCAGUAAAAUCCCUUCGGCUGAUCUCAUCAAUGUUGCUGUCAAAGAUUACAAGCGCUUGCAGCAUCUGCUUCUCGCGCGGAAACUACUCAAAGACAAGACCAAGCCGGCCAAAACGCCUUCUCCAAAGAAAAAUAAGAACGAGACGGAUGUUGACAAGACUACACCAUCAAUUAAAGCAUCUCUUGUGAAGCGUCUCAUGACUUCCAAGGUAAGCCCACCAUUGCCUGCGCCUUCGAAACCAAAGGUGAUCAAUUCUCAUAUUCCGUGCGGGGAUAGUUUCUUUGAUGAAGAUCCCAGCCAUUCUACUCCUGUGCCAAAUUUGCUUGACAGAAACAGGAAGAACUCUGCUUCCUCGUCUCCUUCUGUGUCGAAAUUUAACGAGUCUCAUGAUGUUCUCAAUAAUAAUAAUAAUAACAACGAUAUCAGCAUUAAUGAUGAUUCUUUUAGUCAUGAAGAUGGGUUCUCGGAUGCUGAUGCUGAUGAUCUUAUAGCAUCUGUUGAUGAAGGAUCCAGUUUCCAGUUUGGUUACAAACUCUCAGAGAGCAGCUCCAAAAGUAACCCUGACAACCCUUCCGUUCCAGCUGUUGAAAACUCGUUUCAGAGUAGAUCAAGUUCCGAGAAAUUUUCUUCCUUCAACGAUUUACCAGAAGCAUCAAACUUUGACAACGACGGAAUCACUAGUUUGGGAAAGUUAUCUCCAAUUCGCAACAGGGAGAACCAAAAACUCAGCGAUAUUCUUAAAAAGAGCCCCCCUCCGAGCCCUGUUUUUAAAUCAGCCCUCUCCCAAAGCGAACCCAUGAGAUCUGCAUCUGACGAUGAAGAAACUUGCGGCACGUCGUCAGAAUUCGAUGGUUUCCAUUUUCCACACAGUGACGACAUGUUGACGAUGUUUAGACAAGUGUUUGGCUUAAAGAAAUUCCGAGGUUGUCAGUUGCAAGCCAUCAAUGCGUCCUUACUAAAUCACGAUUGUUUCAUUUUAAUGCCAACAGGUGGCGGUAAGAGUCUUUGUUAUCAGCUACCAGCACUGAUUAGUAACGGAGUUAGCAUUGUAAUAUCGCCUUUGCGAGCCCUAAUAAUGGAUCAGGUGGAACGGCUUUUGUCGUUAGACAUCCCGGCUGCAUCGUUAGCUGGUGAUGUAAGCUUGAAGGACUCCGAUUCUGUGUAUAUGCAGCUGUCCAUGAAAGAACCGGCUCUGAAACUUGUAUAUGUCACCCCAGAGAAAAUCUCCAGCAGUACCAAGUUAACGAAUUUGUUUGAAAACCUUAAUUCUCGCGGCUUACUCAGUCGAUUCGUCGUUGACGAAGCACAUUGCGUCAGCCAGUGGGGCCAUGAUUUUCGACCCGAUUACAAACGCUUGUAUUUGCUCAGAGACAAAUUUCCUCAUGUUCCCAUGAUGGCUCUGACAGCCACAGCCACUCUCCGUGUCCGAAAAGAUAUUAUACACCAACUCCACAUGAAGUCUCCGAAGUGGUUUGUGAAAAGCUUCAACCGACCGAAUUUGAAGUUUAGUCUAGCGGAGAAGAAACCCAAAUCCACUACUGACGAAAUUGCUGAAUUAAUUAAAUCCAAGUUUAGAAACCAGAGUGGCAUUGUGUACUGCUUGUCUCGCAAAGAAUGUGAUGAGGCAGCGAAGAGCCUGAGCAGGAAGGGAAUAAAGGCCAUCGCUUACCAUGCUGGUCUUUCGGACAACCAGAGGGCUCAGACUCAGGAAGGAUGGUUAAAUGAUAUUUGGAAAGUCAUCUGUGCCACCAUUGCAUUUGGAAUGGGUAUAGACAAACCCGAUGUGCGUUUUGUCAUUCAUUUCUCAAUGCCGAAGUCUGUCGAAGGAUAUUAUCAAGAAUCUGGGCGAGCAGGGCGCGAUGGCCUUCUGGCGUCUUGCACGCUCUUCUACAAUUACCAGGACGUGAAACGAUUGCGUCGGAUGAUCGACCUGGACAGGAACUGUACCUACGAAUCCAAGAGAGUCCACAUAGACAACCUCUACCAAAUGGUGCGCUAUUGUGAGAACCGGGCGGAUUGUCGGAGAAGUCAGUUGCUGCAGUAUUUUGGUGAAUAUAAUUUCAACACUGAGAUAUGUAACGAAUUUCCUGGGGCUAUUUGUGAUAACUGUUCAUCGAAAACCACUUUCCAUGUUCGUGAUGUCACUGAGGACGUGAAAGGGAUCAUCCGGUUUGUCAAAGACAUGUGCCAUGACCGUAAUUUCAAUUGUACUCUUAUUCACCUGACAGAGGUGUUCCGAGGUUCUCGUAAUAAGGGUGUCUUGAGUCUGGGUCAUGAUAAACAUUCCUUACAUGGAAGGGGCCAAAGCUACUUGUCACAGGAUGCCACCAGGUUACUACGUAAACUAGUCAUUGACACGGUCCUCAAAGAAGAACUGACGGUGACGGCGAUGGACCACACUGUGUGUUACGUCAAACUUGGAGCACGGGCUAACGAGGUGAUGACGAACAAGUUGAAAAUAAACCUACCUGUUCAUAGCGGAAAGAAGGCUGUCAUCACUGAUGUCGACACCGAGGUUGUCACAGACAAGAAGAAGCUUUUGGACGAUUGCUACCAAGAGUUGCUGGAGUUGGCCAAGCAAAUUGCUCAGGAGAGACACAUUCACAACUACGCGUCUGUGUUUCCCAAUCCGAUGCUGCUCUCCAUGGCUACGGAAGUCCCGCUGACCAUCGAUGAGAUGCAGGAAAAGAUAGACGGACUCACCAAGCAGAAGAUUGCCAAGUACAACGCUGAGCGCUUCCUUGAGAUUACCAACAAGUACUGCAUGCUUUACUCCAAUCUCAACACCUACAGUUCCUCGGUGCCGUCGGAGGAUUUCAGCGAAGGGUGGGAGUCCCCGUAUUUCGCUUCAAAUUCUUCAAAUACUUUCUCGGCCAACAGCAUCAAGAGAAAGCAACCAUUUCGUCGAAAGGGCACCUACAAGAGAAAGAGGAAGAGAAAAACUACAAAGAGAUCUUCAGCGUCGUCGUCACCCGUAAAACGAAGCACAGCAUUCAAAGCUGCUACCAGUACAGCCAAGAAUUCUUUAAAGAAAUUUCAGUAUUCACAAAACAAAGGUUCAAAAUCAGCAAGUUCGAGUAAACUUGGUUAUAUGCCAGUACCAAAAUUGAAAAGUUCGUUUUUUUCUUAAAUCUUACAACCUCACCGCCCUGCAUCUUGUCUCUCCCACAAAUACUGUAUUUGAUGGAUUUUAAUGACCCAGGUUUAUUUGGUGCACCUGUUCGGAAAAAAACCCUGGGGGAUUUUAGGAGACCUUUUUUUGGAAAGAAGUGUUCCUUCUUAAAUCUUACAGCCUCACCACCCGGCAUCUUGUCUCUCCCACAAAUACUGUAUUUGAUGGAUUUUAAUGACCCAGGUUUAUUUGGUGCACCUGUUCGGAAAAAGACCCUGGGUGAUCUUAGGAGACAUUUUUUUGGAAAGAAGUGCAUCUUAUGAGCUUUCACAUGUGGUAAUUGAAGAAAAUCUGCAACUGAAAAUAACUUUGUGAAGAGUAUUUUGAGAAUGGCUGUGAUUUAUUUAGCUUUGUUGCAAAAUAUAUAACAAUAUUAUGGAUGAGACAUGAACAGUGUUAUAAAAUAUUUAUUUAUUAUUUUUAAAAUUAUUUUGUGGCUAAUUAAAGAAAAGAAAAUUGAAAAGUAAAUCUCAAUCUUUGAACAAAAUCUUAAUUACACAGCUGUUUUCAAGGUACCAUUUACAAGACAGUGAAGGUACAUGGCUUAGUGGUUACAGUUUUGUAGUCAGAAUUGUGAGAUUGUGGUUUCAAUUCCCGGAUUGGAUGGUAUGUUGUGUUCUUGAGCAAAAAACCCUUCAUUUCACAUUGCUCCAGUCCACUCAGCCAUAAAUGGAUAACCCUGCCUCGGACUGGUGUCCACUUCAGGUCAGAAUGCUCUGAUCCCGAUUAUUUAUAUGCAGUGUAAACUGGGUGACCAGCCCCAUGAGUCCCGGGACUUGUGACAACAAUAUCCAAAGGAUGAUGACGAUGAUGAUGAUGAUGGUUUAAAAGUUACCCUUUCAAAUGGUGAUGAAAUAUUUCAGUGCACAACAGAUGACUCUUGUAUUUUAUAGUUGACUUUUGUUUCUUCAUGAGACUCUUGACUCUCAGAAAGACUCGGAGUUUAAAAAAAGACUCAACAUCUGUGAUUCUAAACACUCCAAUUGGAUUUUUGUUUUUGUUCUUUUCUUCGGCCUUUAA